Messenger RNA from Priceomyces carsonii, 2550 nucleotides. It is a transcript of the gene CTF1, whose product is annotated as Ctf1p. Gene Ontology annotation, biological process: regulation of DNA-templated transcription; DNA-templated transcription. The record is from RefSeq and is a predicted model, not a curated record. Gene Ontology annotation, molecular function: zinc ion binding; DNA-binding transcription factor activity, RNA polymerase II-specific; DNA binding. NCBI's taxonomy places the organism in Eukaryota, Fungi, Ascomycota, Pichiomycetes, Serinales, Debaryomycetaceae. Bases 1 to 2550 code for a protein of 849 amino acids. The transcript has a single exon.
AUGGCUCCGAAUGUGAAGCAAGAGAACAAAGAGUCUGUUCAAGAAAGCAGGACCACCAACGGCAAAUCACAAGAAAGACCAAAGGCUUUCACAAUCAAAUACAAACGUCCAAGAGGUAGUAGGGCUUGUUCUGUUUGCAGGUCGAGGAAGGUCAGAUGUGAUGCGGAAAUACACAUACCAUGCACCAAUUGCAUUACUUUUGGGUGCGAGUGUGUGCUACCAGAAGUCAAGAAAAGAGGUAAUUCCACUGGAGAAUCUAAGCCUAAGAGGAAGCAUACUGAGACUGUAGGACUAGGAUCAAAAGAAAGAAAUGGAAUUCAUGAAAAUGAUGAUCGAUUGGAUGGAGUUUCUGGUGAAGAUGGCAAGGGAGGGGGAAAUGAGCCUAUAUUGAAUAUCUCUCAAGUGAGUGUUCCCCCAUCAUUGACUUCAAACUAUAAAAAUAGGCCAUCCAUGCACAAAAGAGAAAUGAUGAGUAGUAAAAGUAAGACAUCUUUGACAUUUUUGGGGUCUUCGUCAAUUGGAGAUGUCGCUCAAAAGGUCGGUGAAAACCACGUACAAUUGACGGAAGACUUAUUUGAUGUGAGUGAUAACUCACUAGAUUCAGUAGAGUUGGAGAUCUUAAAAUUGAGAGGUGCAUUUCUCUUGCCUUCAAAAGAAUUGGCGUCAGAUUUGAUAAAUUCUUAUUUCGAGCAUGUACAUCCACUUAUGCCUGUGAUCAAUAGAACAGAAUUUAUAAAAAAAUUUGAAGAUCCAAAGGACAGUCCUUCUCUAAUGUUAUUGCAAGCAGUCUUAUUAUGUGGUUGCCGAGUUUCACAGAACCCUUUGUUAUUAGAUUCCAGAGGCUCUAAUGGAUUGGCGUGCUUGACUUUCUAUAGAAGGGCAAAGGCUUUGUAUGAGACUAACUACGAGAGCGAUGCUAUUUCAGUUAUACAAACCUUAAUUUUGAUAGGCUCUUAUUGGGAGGGUCCGGAAGACGUAACGAAAAAUUCUUUUUAUUGGACUAGAGUUGCUGUAGGGUUAGCGCAAGGCUUUGGAUUGCACCGAGACAUCACCAGUUCUGCAAGGUUGACUCAAGUUGAGAAGAAGAUUUGGAGAAGAGUGUGGUGGUGUCUUUUUGAAAAAGAUCGCAAUGUGGCUAUUGCAUUUGGUCGGCCCUUGACAAUAGAUCUUUCAGACUGCGAUGUUCCAAUGUUGACACUUGAUGAUUUUAAUGAGGAUGACCCAGAUACUGGCACAGUGUCACCUUAUGAAGUCAACGAAACCCAAGCACUUUACUUCAUCCAUCUAGUAAAAUUAGCAGAAAUAACAGGAAUUAUUAUAAAACACCAGUAUACUGUCAAAUCUGAACUGUUUAAACGAAACAAUAAUUUUUCUAUCAUAAAGCAUUGUGAUAUGCUUAUGGGUGUUUGGUUUACGAAUUUGCCAUCACAACUUGUCUUUUCAUUAGCAAAUACUUCAACACAAAACUUUUAUACAUGUUUGUUGAAUGCUCAAUAUUAUAACAGAUUAUACUUGAUACACCGAUCAAAUUUGUUAAGAAUGGCACGAUCAAGCUCCACGAACCCAAACAACUAUAAAUAUCCUUCUUGGGGUAUAUCAUUUCAGGCUGCUAGAAUGAUAUCAAUAGUAUCCAAGAUUUUACUUGAAAAAGAUCAGAUUAAAUACUGUCCUGUCAUGUUUGUCUAUAUUCUUUUCAGCGCCUUGGUCAUGUUAAUUUAUCAUGUUGAUUCUCCAAAUAAUGUCAUUGCGUCGACAGCUUCUGAUUCCUUAUUCGUCUCAAGGGCAGUCUUGAGAGAAUUGGGAAAAUUCUGGCCGAUUGCUGGUGUUUUACUAAAGUUAUUUGACAAGUACGCGAAUGACAAAAUCAAGAGGGCUAAGGUAAUAGAGAAUAAUACUAAAGUAGCUGAAUAUCAAGAGAGAGUGGCGGAGAGUCGGGCUAUAAACAAUGACGCUAACCUAACACCGCUAUAUGAUAUGAGAAAGGGCCAAGAUAAGUUUCAGGGAAACAACAUACAAUCUCCCACCGUUGCACUGCAAACUUCAGGAAUAUCUCCAAGGGAAGGAUCAUAUGGAAGCACGAUUAAUGCCCAGUCACCUACAAUUGUUCAUGAUCCAAAACCAAAUAUCGAGGAUCUUGUUCAACAAUUUAAGAGACCCACCACACAAGCACACGAUUUCAAGGACAAAAAGGAGGAUACUUCCCCUUCAUCAUCAACUUCUUUCCCCGAUAUUUCUUUAGUCACAGAAAACAUGCCAACCCAAAACUUUUUCGAAAAUUUUCAACCUAAGCAGUUAUUUCCUAUUGCUAAUAGCAGUCUUCCUUCAACAAGAGUGCAAUCUCCAACACCAGUGGCUAAUAUUGGUAAUGGUGCGCCUGUUUCUGAAAAUGCUUACAAUACAUCUCAAGGUGAUGAGCAACAUAUGAAUACUCUUUCGGGUGAUAUGUUUGAUACAAAUUUCGUUGACAGUUCUUACAUCGGCAUGAAUUUACAAUCAGGAGUGGAGGAUAACAUUUUCAAUUCAGAGAUUGGUUCUUUAUUUAAUUUUUAA